Stegostoma tigrinum is the source of this 4991-nucleotide messenger RNA. It is a transcript of the gene syt10, whose product is annotated as synaptotagmin X. The transcript is spliced from 7 exons. Gene Ontology annotation, biological process: regulation of dopamine secretion; regulation of calcium ion-dependent exocytosis; cellular response to calcium ion. The coding region runs from base 461 to 2044 and encodes 527 amino acids. The record is from RefSeq and is a predicted model, not a curated record. Lineage: Eukaryota; Metazoa; Chordata; Chondrichthyes; Orectolobiformes; Stegostomatidae. Gene Ontology annotation, molecular function: calcium-dependent phospholipid binding; calcium ion binding; syntaxin binding. Gene Ontology annotation, cellular component: membrane.
UUGAAGGACACAGGAUGCCGGAAUGGGGUAUGAGUUCUGGGGAGGAAUGCUUCCGGAACCAAAAUAGACAAAAUGGCUUGAGAGCAGGGGCUGUUAUUUGAAUCUUGAAUAAUUUAAGUGUGAGGGGGAUCAGCGUGACUGGUGCACAAGGCGCCUGAGCCAGGAUUUUCAGCUGUGGUGUGAUGCCCACUGCAGCCUGAUAGCUGGGAGCUGUUGACUUGGUACCUGUUGAACAAGCAGCGAGUGUGAGUGAGUGACGGAGACACACACACACACACACACACACACACCGAGUCCAGCCCUAAAAGAGCGGCGCCGCCCUCCGUGCCCGAGCAGCCGCUUCUCCCUCACUGUGCAGCGGCCGGAGAGCGCAGAGCGCCCCGGCUCCUGGGCGCACGGAGGGCGGCGUGCAGGGGGAGACCGAGCCCGCUACAGACCCGGCGAGCAUGGCUCAGCAGAGAUGAGCGGCCAACAGGACGGGAUCAGCCUGUGCGAGAAAGCUCUGCACAUCGUGACCGAGCUCUGCUUCAGGGGGCUGGUGGAGCAGAAGAAAUGUUACGAAUUCAUCUUCAGCGGAGAGCGCAGGAAGAGCGGAAUCAGCGGAGCAGACAUUUCGGUCAGUCUGCUUGCUGUAGUCGUCUGUUUCUGUGGGCUUGCCCUGUUGGUAGUGUCUCUGUUUGUGUUUUGGAAGCUUUGCUGGCCGUACUGGAGGAAUAAAGAUCUCACCUCUAACGCAAGUAAUGUCCCUCAGCAAACAUCAAGCGACGUACCAGAGGCUGUGGAAACUCCAGAGAAAAAGGAGAUUAAGGAAAUUAAAGAGAACGGAAAGAAUUCAGUCACACUACUGGCGACCGCCAUGAAGAUCAGCCAGACCUCUCCCGAUAUACCUGCUGAGGUCCAAGCGGCUCUCAAGGAGCAUCUCCUCAAACACACACGUGUGCAACGUCAGACCACUGAACCAACGACCUCCUCCAGGCAUAAUUCCUUCAAAAGGCACUUACCAAGACAAAUGCAUGUUUCAAGUGUUGAUUUCAGUAUGGACAGCUUGCAAAGAGAUAGCUUGCAGAGAGGAGAGACAACCACCAGUAUUGGACGCAUUAAACCGGAACUCUAUAAACAGAAGUCUGUUGACUCUCAGGAUGGUGAGCAAGAGGAUGUGAAAACGAGUGGAAAAUUAAACCUAACCCUUAAGUAUGAUUAUGAGAAUCAGCAUUUGAUCGUAACCAUUCUGAAAUGCUUGGACUUGCCGGCAAAAGACUUUUCCGGAACCUCAGACCCUUAUGUUAAAAUUUACCUGCUUCCUGAUCGGAAAAAGAAAUUCCAGACUCGAGUUCACAGAAAGACACUCAACCCCAUCUUUAAUGAGACCUUUCAGUUCCCAGUGCCCCUGGAUCACCUCAGCAACAGGAAGCUGCAUUUCAGCGUUUAUGACUUUGACCGAUUUUCAAGACAUGACAUGAUUGGGGAGGUAAUUGUGGAUAACCUGUUCGAGUUGCUGGAACCUCCGAAGGAAGAUACCAUCUGGAGGGACAUCAUCUGUGUCAAGACUGAAAGCGUGGAUUUAGGGGAGAUUAUGUUUUCUCUUUGCUACCUUCCGACAGCUGGUCGAAUGACACUGACCGUCAUCAAGUGCAGGAACCUUAAAGCCAUGGACAUCACAGGAUUCUCUGACCCGUACGUAAAGGUUUCUCUAAUUUGUGAGGGACGAAGACUGAAAAAGCGAAAAACCACGACAAAGAAGAACACUCUGAAUCCUGUUUACAAUGAGGCUAUCAUCUUUGAUAUUCCUCCAGAGAGUAUGGAGCAAGUCAGUCUCUCGAUUACAGUCAUGGACUAUGAUCGCGUUGGUCACAAUGAAGUCAUUGGGGUUUGUCGCGUCGGACAAGAUGCUGAGGGACUUGGUCGUGACCACUGGAAUGAAAUGCUGGCAUACCCUCGCAAACCGAUUGCCCACUGGCACCCAUUGGCAGAGGCACCAGGUCGAGCGACCAGCUUUGACAGCCAAGGAUCCUGCCCAUCUCCAAAACUGCCACCCACACCGUAGAAAUGCUGCUUGUCCAAGGCCAAAUACCUCUGGAUUGCUGCUGGAGGGCAUCUGGAAUUGUCUGUCUUAUUGACAGUGUAAGUGAAGCCCACAACACUGUCAAAUGAUUGCAUAGAGCUGAUGGUCCACACACUCUGCAAAGAGCUGCAAGUGAUCACUGUCAUGUGAAAGUGUCAGUGAUGGAGAUUGCCUUUUGCUGAAAAGCCUUUGAUUAGGAAACUGGGAAUACAAGGAGACCAUUCAACCCCUCUAGCCCGUCUUGCUCAUUCAGUUUUGAUAGUGGUUGACCAGUACCUUACACUUAUUUGCCCAUCUUGGUGAAGAAUUCUGAUCAAAUGGUGGUACCAUUAGGCUACAGACCCGAAACGUCCUAUCCCCAUAGAUGCUGCGUGACCUGCUGAUUAUUCCUAGUACUUUCAGCAUCCAGAAUUCCUCUCAAAAAAAACCCACUCAUUCUAGUCUUGACAUUUUAUUUUCAAUUGGUACCGAGCCUUAUCAGCUUUCAGAGAGGAGGCAGAGUUGGAAAUUUCUACUCCCCUUUAUGUGAAGUAGUAUUUUGUUACUUUAAUGCUAAAUGGCCUGCAGCUUUAAGCCCAUGGCCCUUUGAUUUAUAUCUCCACUUUCUCCACCCCCAAAACCCCCAGCACAACUAGAGGAAUAGAGUUUCUGCUGUAUUAACUUCAUUAAUCAUAUUAAACCUCUCAACUAGUUUGCCCCUUGAUAUCUCAUACUUGUUGGAAGACCAGCCUAAACCUGUCCUCAUUAAUGAUGAGGUCCUUUUAAGAAUCCACUCUUAAAAAGACAGACUUUGUAGAGAAUAAAACCUGUAGGGUAACCCUUAGAAGCUGAGACUUAGAUGUGAACAAUUUUGAAGUAUGAAUAUGAAAAGAGAACAGCCAGGGCUAUACUGCAGUUGAGGUACUUGAUGACAAACAUAAGCUGCAAAGUCUGUUGCCAUGACACAGGCAGUUACCUGGGAACCAGGAGAGUGUCCUUCCUAUCUGGCAGUGGAAGCUGGCAGCGUGCUGCAGCCACUAUGUUCAAGAUGCAGGUUAACAUCCCAACAAUCUACAGCUCAUUCGUCCUCUUCUAACGUCCCUUGGAAUUUCCGUGGAGUGUUCUGCACACUGGUGGGUAGGAAGUGGUUUUCAGGAUUUGGCACCAGCCCCAUUGCAGAUUUCAUGCGAAAGACUUCUGACGUUCACUCACUAGGUCUUGUCACUAACUGAUCACCAAUCACAACACCCACCUUAGAAGUCAGCUGUCAGUAAUGACAAUCAGUAAAUGCAGUCCAUUAGCCGUUUGUAUUAAUGUCAUUUUCAAAGCUUAUAGCAUCUUAAGUGCCUCACAGAAGAAAGCCAUUUGGCUCAUCAUUUGUUCACUGGCUCCCCGAAUGUGCAUCAUGACUUAAUGCCAUUCUGCUUCUCCUUCCCCAUAUCUCUGCAAACUGUUUUGAUUUAAAUAAUCAUCUAAUGCUCUCUGCUUCAAUUGAACCCACCUCUGCCACACUUGCAGGCUCAAUUUAUUUAGUAGUGAUAGAAACACCUGCUUCCUCUUUGCUGUGAUGCUAUGUGAGUUAAAAGACAAGGAAAAUAGCUCAUGAAUCUAACAUUUGUGUGUCAUUGACGUAAAAGGUUCUAAAUGGUAAUCGCGACAAUCAGUAAGAGCUCUAACCCCAGUAUCUUUGAGUAAUGCACCCUAAGCCUGAGCAUUUCUAAUAUUGAUUGAAUUACACAGAUACAUCUGCUUUAAUUAAAACUUUUUGAUUCCUGUUUAAUUGUCUAGAUCAGGUCUCGGCAAUUGCUUAAUUCUCUGAAGACUUUGAUUAGAAAUGGUUCUAAUCAUAAUCUGUCCAAGAAUGGACAUAAAUGAUAGUUGUAAAGAAAUAAAAUCAUGGGCUAUAAAGUUAUAAUGUCACAUAGUUUCAUUUAAUUUUCAAGGCAAAAUUGGUGGGAUCCUUUAACUCUGCCAGAGUGAAAGGGAUUUGUCCAAUUUCAAAACAGUUUGCAAUUUUAACACUUCAAAUUUUCAAAAUGGAAAUGUCAAAAUUGCAAACAGCUUUAAAAUCUAGUCAGCACCUGAAUUUAACGCCACAAAACUAAAACUGCAAAACAUAACGACUUGAUGCAAUUGCAAGGUUGGCAAAAAAAAUCCUUUUGUUCAUUCUGAUACAAUGACCAGUAAGGAUUGGAUAUGCUAAGCAGGAGAUAUGCAAAUUUAAUUCGUGUGUUUCAACCUGGCAUUUUCACAUAUCAAUGGUGUACGUGUGAUAAACUGUUCUGUUGCAAAGUUUUUUUUUUCUCUUUUAAAACCUGCACAAGAUUUUUGCAGAGCAUUUUUAUAAACAAAAGAAUUGUCCUGGUGUCCCUGUUUGUCAGGCAGCUUUCUAACACGCUGCCCAAUGUUGUCAACAAGAAAUGAUUGUUUUUAAAAAAAACAUUUUGGGAGAAGUAAAAAUUAUGUUUGGACCGAAUAAAAAGCAGACACCAUUUAGCGACAGUUUCUUAACACCCUUGCAGUGUGCUGCGAUACAUUUUUGUGACUAUAAUGUAGUGGUAAUGCAGAUAGAUGUACCAACACCAAUAGUAAAUAUUGUAAAAGAGUAAAGACUGUGCAUUACUUGUAUGUCGCUGAUUAGCACUGUGUAACUAUUUUGAAGUAAAUGUGAGCUAAAAUGUUGAAAUUGAAAUGUUCUGGUUCAUUCUGCUGCUGUCUUAUCCCAUUGUGAUUGACGCACUGUUGAUGGGGUUACGUAGCGUGAACUUCCUGUUGUGAGUCUGACCAAUCACUGCAUCGUGUGUGACACUCACAGAUGGAGAAUAUAUGGAUUAAAAUGUCAUGAAGUGUACAGUUUGUGAUAUAUUUUGUAAAAUCAUAAUUUCAUUAAAAUUAUACAGCAAAUAUAUGUUUAAUAUGUAUUUUGAAUAUAAACAAAUAAAUAAACUUG